GAAGAACCAAACCACAUGGGGGCGAGAGCGCUCUCCCAGCGCUGUCGUCUUCAGGAUGGGCCACCUGCCAUCGACGACCUAACGUGGGCUUUCCAGCCAUCGACGGCAUACUCUACAUCUACUUUGCACAACGUCUCACAUGCAGCCCUCCACUAGUCGGCUUUGCAUCAUGGCGACCGUGCUGGCGGUGGUGAUGGCAACGACGGCGACGGUCUGCUGCGGCGGUUCUCAUGAUGUUAUCGCGCCCGACGUAUGGGCCGAUUUGCACGCAUCUCCCAACGCCACGGUGAACGUCCUCGUGAGUUUUGUGGGCGGCACGACCAAAGCGCUGGCCGACGCGAUCGCCGUCGACUUGCACGAUUUGCACUUGGCCUCGUCCAACUCGCGUGUGCGGCAGCACUUGGUCAAAUCCACCGCCAAGUCACAGGCCAUUGUGCAGUCCCUCCUUCGCGGUGACUCUGCCCACCCCCGUCGCCGCUUGUCUGUCAACGACGAAGCAGCAGAAGCGUUUUCGUCCCCAGAGAUUUGCCCUGGGCUUGACGACCUGCGAGUGCGAGAAAUCUACCUCACAAACCAACUCCAUGUACGUCGCCUGACGCUGUGCAUGGCAGAGCAGCUGGCGCUGCGGUCGGAAGUCGCCUCUAUCCGAUAUGGCGCCACCCUCGUCCUCGACACCACCACCCCUCCAUCCUCCCACGUGACAGACGUCUCGACUACACCUUGGAACGUACGUGCUGUCGACGCGACUCCUCUGUGGACUGCCAAUAUCACUGGGCAAGGCAUUGUCGUGGGGGUCAUUGACAGCGGUGUUCGCAGCACCCACGACUCGUUGCGUAGCAACUUUCGGCAGAACUAUGGGUGGUUUGAUGCCGUGGAGCUGGCCCCGUACCCGGUUGAUGCAUAUGGUCAUGGAAGUCACGUGGUGGGCAUUGCAUUAAGUGUGGCGCCGUCUGCGCAGUGGAUUGCGUGUCGCGCGUGCAGCAGCGGCGGGGGUUGCCAUGAAUCAGACUUGCUGCUGUGCAUGCAGUUCAUGCUGUGCCCCACCGACUCCAAGGGGGAACACGCCGACUGCUCCAAGGCCCCCCGCGUAGUCAACAACAGCUGGGGGAGUGGGAUCGCGAAUUGGCCCAACUAUAAGGCGGCCGUGCAGGCGUGGCGCGAGGCCGGCAUCGUGCCAGUAUUUUCCGGGGGAAAUGCUGGGGCCUCCGGGUGCAUGUCGGUGAAAAGCCCGGCCGACUACGACAACGUGAUUGCCGUGGGCAGCGUGGACGCUACGAACGCGCUUUCGGCGUUUAGUUCCCGCGGCCCCACCGUCACGUCCGGCAUGACGAAACCGGACGUGGUCGCCCCCGGGGUCGCCAUUCGGUCCGCGUCGAGUCAGGCGGACAACCAAACCGUUGAGAUGUCGGGCACGAGCAUGGCAGCCCCCCACGUCACGGGGGCCAUCGCGUUGCUUUUGAGUGGAAACCCCGCCUUGUCGUAUGACCAACUAUACAAGGCAUUGACACAGGGAACGUCCAUGAGCCCUGUCAAAACGACCGACGAGUGUAGGCGUCCACAAGAUGAGGGGGCUAGCAACAACAAUCUCUCCGGAUACGGGCUUGUGGAUGUUGCCCGCGCGGGACGUGUCCUUGGGCUUGAAAGCAAUCGACCAGGAUGUGGGGGGAUAUUAUAUGCAGGUUUGCUUGUUUGAAUCACUAUUUUGAACGAGAAGCAGAGUUUAUAACAAUACUACUUACGUAGUUAACUAGUGUUCGAG
Molecule: messenger RNA, 1759 nt
Organism: Aphanomyces astaci
Lineage: Eukaryota; Oomycota; Saprolegniomycetes; Saprolegniales; Verrucalvaceae
Exons: 1
Coding region: 140-1693 (517 amino acids)
Biological process (GO): proteolysis
Molecular function (GO): serine-type endopeptidase activity
Source: RefSeq, a predicted model, not a curated record